Molecule: messenger RNA, 7753 nt
Organism: Vanrija pseudolonga
Lineage: Eukaryota; Fungi; Basidiomycota; Tremellomycetes; Trichosporonales; Trichosporonaceae
Gene: NTE1
Product: Lysophospholipase NTE1
Exons: 21
Coding region: 1-4812 (1603 amino acids)
Biological process (GO): lipid metabolic process
Cellular component (GO): endoplasmic reticulum
Molecular function (GO): phosphatidylcholine lysophospholipase A1 activity
Source: RefSeq, a predicted model, not a curated record
AUGCCGCGCUGGGCCAAUAUCCUGGCCGCGGUCGGCACGCUCACCGCCGCCGCGGCCCAUCUCGACCAGCUGCCGCAGCACGCUUCCUCGCCCAACCCGCCGCCGAUCACGGGCAGCAACCCCCUCGUCGCGCUCGCCGGCGCCGUCGUCAGCAGCGUCCUCUACCUCCUCCAACUCGCCCAGUAUGUUGCUGGCGUUGUGACCAUCACCGUGCCCACAAUGAUUGUCCGCAUGCUCCAGUACUCGUUCACCAUCUCCCUUGGAUUCCCGCACUUUGCUGCCCUGUUUAUAGGCUUUGCAGGCGCCCUCUUUGCCCUCAUUCGUUACCGCUACCUCACUCAAUAUACCAAACUCAAGGAGAGCGCCCUCCCACUACCUUCCCCCGCAUCUCUCGCCAACACCCUCCCUCUUAUCAAUGAUGCAGCACUCAACGACGCCUCAAGCAGGUCCACAAACGUGCUUCACUCUUACCUCGAUGACUUCCUCUCCGCUAUUCGCAUCUUUGGCUACCUCGAGCGCCCUGUCUUCCAUGAACUCAGCCGCCACCUCCAGACGCGUCGCCUCGCCGCUGGUGACACGAUAGAAAUCGGUGGCGGCGAGUUCUGGUGCGUCGUAGAGGGACGCGUCCAAGUGUUUGCUCCCAACUCUGAUCACUCGCCUUCACUCGAGUCGCCUGAUCCGUUCGAAACGACCAGAGAGUCGUUCAACGGCUAUAGCCUCGUCAACGAGGUGUCGACUGGAGGCACGUUGUCGUCCUUGUUCUCCAUCCUGUCCUUGUUCACCGAACACAUCAAACUCUCCUGGAACGAGGAUGCCGCCGAAGCCCCUCGCUCUGCCUUAUUCGCCGAAGAGCCCGAGCGCCCGCGUUCCAGAGCAAACUCUGACGUGAGCCAGCUCGACGGCAAGACCAUGGGCGUGGCGAGCCCGGAAACUGUGCCGCAGGACAGACCACCAUCGUCCCCAUCUACCUCGACCGUCCAGGGCACUAUCCGCCAGUCGUCUUCGUCUCCCGAGAUCAACAGAUUGCCCCAGUCUGCUUCCUCCUCGCAGCCCUCUACCAGCACCCACUCGCCCAUGUUUGGCCCACUCAAUGGCAUGUCCACAUUAAAGCCCCCAGGCCUCUCGCACCUUGACACGCACCAGCCGGGCUCUCGCGGAUCAGGCUCCAGUCGUCAUCGCCACCAAACGCCACUCGAGUCGGUCGCUAUGAAGGGCACUAUUGCCCGCGCGACUGUAGACAGCACACUCGCUGUCAUCCCUGCCGAAGCGUUCCGCAAGCUCACCCGCAAGUUCCCCAAGGCUGCAGGAUCAAUCGUUCAGGUCGUUCUCGAGCGUUUCAGCCGUGUUACCUUCAUGACGGCUCACAAGUUCCUCGGGCUCACCCGCGAGAUUCUGCGCUCGGAAUCUGCGCUCAACUCCCUCGUGUCCCACCCUCUUCCCCGGUCCUUUUACAGCGGCGGUGGCAUGCAGGCUCUUCGAGACCGCUUCCAGCCGGAACUUCGUCCCAAGCACCAGCCCUUCCCUAACCCGGAACAGUCUCCAGCACGCACAAACUCAGGCGGUCCCGACUUCUUCACCUUCGAGUCACCCAGUCCAACUGUCAGAGCCCCGUCACUCCCCUCCGUCACCCCAAAGAACAUUGGCACCCCAGCAACCAAGCCCAUGACAUUCAAGGGCCUUGGGGAGGGGUUCUCCAAGUUGGCCUCCGACUCUGAAGAUACUGUUGAUGAGGUCCUCAGCCCGACCACACCUCAUACGCUCCUCCGCCGCAACUCUGCCAUGCGCAAUGAGGUCGCUGCCGGAGACCUGGCCAUGGCAGGACAGAAGGAUAGCGACGGUUUCUUCAGACCUCGCUUCCCCAGAAUCGACACUUGGCGCGGUCGCACUCCCACGUCUUCUCUCAACGACCGUCGUCGCGCUUCAGCAUAUGAGUCGGAAGAGGAGGACGACUACCAGUUUCAACUGCGCGAUGAGCUCGUCAAGUCGAUCGCAAAGUCGAUUGGCCUCCUUCAGCCGCCUGACCAGCCGUCCGACUCCCGGGGCAACCGCUCAAUCGCUGCCUCUUUGUCCCUCUCUACACCAAACUCUCCAGCCAUGUUCCCCAAUGGCCGUCCUCACGGACGCUCGCCGUUCGGCAAUGUGCUCGACAUGGCCAAUGCCUCUCAUGAACGUGGAAACAUCAGUGGCCUCCUUCGUGAAAGCCUGCUGAAUGCUCGACUUGGCGUCGACGACGAUGCGAGCAGCAUGUCUGCCAGCGUCCUCGACAGUCAUGGUGGUGGGAUGGACGUCAACACCACUAUCAUGCGCGACCUUGGUAACCACCUCGACAUCCUCUACUUCAAGAAGGGCAGCGUUCUCGUCAAGCAGGGCGAGAGAGCCGCAGGUCUCUACUACGUUAUCGACGGUUUCCUCGAUGUGUCCAUCCCCAUUCAUACUCCGGGCGACCCCACGACCGCUAACCUCCUGGCUUCUGAUCUCUCUUCGGCAAGUUUAACCCGACCAUUCGGCGCCGCUCUGGGCAUCAAGGACCCUGAGGCGCCGGGGUCGGCCAAAACCCCAUCGAAGAAGGACGCUUUGGAGUGUGAAGAGGUCUUGUACACGGUCAAGCCUGGUGGCCUCGCAGGCUAUCUUGCUUCUCUCUGCAGCACCGAGUCCUAUGUCAACAUUUCCGCCAAGACCGACUGUUAUGUCGGCUUCCUGCCACACAACGCCCUUGAGCGCAUCCUGGAGCGCCGUCCAAUUGUCCUCCUAACUCUGGCAAAGCGCCUUCUGUCUCUUCUCUCGCCAUUAGUCCUCCACAUUGAUGCCGGCCUGGACUGGAUCCAGCUCAAUGCUGGCCAGAAUCUGUACGAGAAGGGUGACAAGGCAACCGACUUCUACAUCAUUAUCAACGGCCGCCUGCGCGCUAUCGAUAAGAAGGCAAACAGCGACAACGUCUCGGUUAUUCGUGAAUACGGACAAAAUGAUCCCAUAGGCGAACUGGACGUCAUUCUCGGCGCUCCACGCUCCGACACUGUCCAAGCUAUCCGCGAGACUGAGCUGGUUCGAAUUCCAACGGCCUUGUUUGACGCCGUCUCCGUCAAGCACCCUGCGACCACAAUGCAGUUCAUGAAGCUCAUUGUGGGCGAGGUUCGCAAGGCGGUGACUCAGCAUCAAACCGAGUUCCACCAGGGCAGCCACCAUGCCUCUGGAACCGCGAGCGAGCUCCGGGCGGAUCGCAACUUGAAAACUGUCUGCAUUCUGGGAUCCAACCGUGAUGCUCCUGUGGCGCAGUUCGCUGCAAAGCUCAAGACUGCCCUGGAGGACAUUGGCUCGUCGACUUCAUACCUUGACCAGGCGACUGUCAUGCGCCACCUGGGCCGCCAUGCCUUUACGAGGAUGGGCGCGCUCAAGAUCGCAGGCUGGUUGGCUGACCAAGAGCAACACUAUGAAAUCGUUCUCUAUGUCGCCGAUACCCCGCCUUCGAGCCAGUGGACCAUGACCUGCAUCCGCCAAGCCGACCUGGUUCUUGUGCUCGGGGCGGGCGAUGACCCCCAGCUGGGAGAGUAUGAAAAGGUGCUCCUCGCCAUGAAGUGUUACGCCAGGAAGGAGCUCAUUCUGCUUCACGACGAGCGGGCUGUGCCCCCAGGAUCGACCCGCCUGUGGCUCAAGAACCGCCCUUGGCUCCAAGCUCACUACCAUCUGGAGCUCCCCGGCGUGGCAGCCCCGCUCAAGUCGGGCAGCAUUCACAUCCAUGACCCGUCCGCCGUCGCCGCCUUCAAGCAUCUUCGCGAGAAGGUCGAGACGCGCAUCAAACAAUACCGUGGUCUCCGUCCCCUUGGUCGUCCCAGGCGUCCUCCCCACCUGAAUGACUUUGCACGCAUCGCCCGUCGUCUCACCGGCAGGCAGAUUGGUCUUGUUCUCAGUGGUGGCGGUGCGCGUGGUAUCUCUCAUAUCGGAAUGCUCCAGGCCUUGGAGGAGCACGGUGUCCCCAUCGACGCGAUUGCCGGCUGUUCGAUUGGUUCUCUUGUUGGUGGCCUGUACGCUCGCAAGACGGACAUUCUCGAGACGACUGGUCGUGCCAAGCAGUUUGCCGGUCGUAUGGGCUCUGUUCUGCGUAUUCUCAGCGACGUGACAUACCCAUUCGUGGCGUAUACUACUGGACAUGAGUUUAAUCGUGGCAUUUACAAGGCUUUCUAUAAUACUCACAUCGAGGACUUCUGGAUCCCCUUCUUUGCCAACUCGACGAACAUUACCCACUCUCGCAUGGAGAUUCACCGUUCGGGCUAUGCCUGGCGUUAUGUCCGCGCAUCCAUGACUCUUGCGGGUUUCCUACCACCUCUGUCGGACAAUGGAGAGCUCCUCGUGGACGGCGGUUACAUGGAUAAUACCCCAAUUGGGCCUCUCCGCGCCAGCGGUAUUCGCGACAUUAUCGUUGUCGAUGUCGGGUCUAUUGACGACACGUCGCCACGCAACUACGGCGACUCGGUCUCCGGCUGGUGGCUGUUCUUCAACCGCUGGAACCCAUUCUACAGUCGCUCUGUGCUGUCUAUGACCGAGAUCUCGUCUCGUCUCACCUACGUUUCCAGCGUCAAGACGCUCGAGGACGUCAAGAGUGACCCUCGCGUGUUGUACAUGGCCAUGCCCGUGCAGCACAUUGAGACCAUUGGUGGCUUCAAGCAGUUCCCGCAGGUCUUGGACAUAGGCCUCAAGGCCGCGCGCGUCAAGCUCAACGAGUGGGAGAAGGACGGCCGUCUGCCUCACGGUGUCUCCGUCGAGCAGAAGCCCGCAUUAACCCGUCGCGGCACGCGCAUUCGCCGAUCCUCGAUCUGAGCAGAGUGCCAAGCACGUUCCCUUCAAACCUGUACAACAUUGCAUAUACACUUUUAUCAACAGAUGCAGUCUGUUUUGUUCGAAUGUCUAUGCCUUCCCUGGGGCGGCCAUGUGGAAUCCGGCGGCGCCAGGGGAAAUGCUCAUAUGCUCUAAACUGGUGGAAAGGCCAGUGUCCUUGAUGAUCCGGCGGCGGUGCUCGCCAUACGACCCAGGCUUGGCAGCCAUGGGCAUGAUUUUGGGUAGCGAGCGGCCGGCCGAGCUCGACAUUCUGCCUCUGGUGAACUCGUCCUCCAUCUCCUCGCUGUCCUCCGACUCGUCGCCCUCCUCGUCCGAGUCGCUCUCGUCGUCGCUAUCACCACCGAGAUCGACGGCAACAUCGCUCCAGGUGCGGUACAGCGCAUCGACGUAUUCGCCCGAGCGAGGCAGGUCGUACGGGUCGAAGGGGAAGUACGAGUCGAGCCCGGCGUCGAUGUUGGUCUGGCGUGCCGUACGCGGGGCAGCGAGUGCCGGGGGAAAGGGUGCCGCCGGUGCUGAGGUCGUGCGCGAGAAUGUCCUCCGGUUGCCCGUCGUCGAGGCCGUCCUCGAUGCCGAGGCGCUUCGUCCAUUCGCCGAGUUUGUCGAGGCGCUCCGGCCUGCUGUGGCGUGCUGGUUCGCCUCGAUAAUGGAGAAGCAGUACGCAAAGCCGGUCGAGUGGGCGACCUUGGCAAACGUGCUCACGAUGGAGGGGUUGCACCCAAGCAGAGGGUUCAGCUCGCUCGUGAGCGCACGCUGGAGAACGUCCAGGUCGCGCAUCCAGCGCCCCUCCGACUCGCCAGUGUCGCUCUCUCCGUCCAAGUCAAGCUCACCGACGACGCCGUCGCCGUCUGUGUCGGCCGUGAAUGCUCGCCAGCGGAAGCAGAAGGUGAGCAUGACGGCCUGGCAGACCGCGUAGAAGAGGGGCAGUUCGUCCAUGGAGACCUUGCCGGAAGCCGCGGCCCGGGCCUGGGCGAGCUUGCCGUCAAUGUACGCGAGAAGGUAAGUCAUGACGGUGCGCGCCUGGUCGUCGGUGACGUAACGCGCGCGGCAGACGAGGGAGCCAAUGUAGACGGCGGCGGCGACCCGCUGUGUGAGGGACACGGGCUGCGAGGCGAGGGUCGGCGCGUUCGAGGUCGUGGCGUACAGCGCCUGCGAAACGAGGAGGCCGAGGAAGAGGUCGGUGUGUGCCGGGGAGAAAGACGAGGCCAGAAAGAGGAGGAAAGGGAGGUGCUGGGUGGCUGACGUGGGGAGGAUCUGGCGGGAGAAGAGGUUGAGGAGGGCCUGGAAGUGCGCUAGUGACUGGGCCGGGGUGGGCUUUGGUCUUGUCGGGAGCGCUGGGAGAGCCGACGCCGGAGGUGUGGAGUUGGUCGGGGUACCACACGUUGGCGUCCCCGAGCGGGGCGUCGAGGAACCAGAGCUGGCGACGGAGGACAAUCCCAGCGCCGCGAGUUCGGCAGCAGAGGGGCCACGCUCGCGGCCACCCAUGGCCUCCUCGAUGUGGCGCAGGAAGUAGUACAUCAUGCCGUCCAGCUUUGCGCGCAUCGACCUGAGGGCCUCGCGUUUGCGCUUCUUCUGAGCGGCGAUCUCGACAGCGUUCGUCGUGGCCUCGUCGUCGGUCUCGCGCUCGUCAUCCGAAGACAGCGCGUCGGGGUCGAGCUCUCCGUCCUCCUCAUCGUCGUCGUCGUCCUCAUCAUCGUCUCCCUCCUUCGGGACGUCCUCGGAGAUGAGCAGGUCGAAGGGGUCGUUGGCCGGCGCGCUUCCACCCGUCAUAUCUUCGUCGUCGUCGUCGUCCUCGUCGUCAUCCUCAUCGUCGUCCUCGACACGGUUGGUGAUCUCGACGUCGAUCCUCAGCAUUCGGUCGACGAGGCCGGACCACACUCUGGGGCCCAACUCGGGGCAGUACUCGAUCAUCUCGCACGCGUUGCGGACCCAGGUCGUCUGGCACACCUCAUCCUCGCGCUUGUGAGGCGAGUUGCGAUUCAGCAGAGGCUGAAUGAUGUUGGGGAGCGUGGGAAUGAGCGACAGGAGGUGCGAGAUGAGCAGGUGGUGACGGGCAUGGAAGGCGCGUCGAGUGAUGGGGGUCGAGGAAGCGGACGCGAUUUUGGGCUGCCAUGUGAGACCCCUGAUGGCCAUACCGACGACCUCCUUUGCCCACACUGGGUGCGCGCUGACGAGCACACCAGCGAAACCGACAUAGCACUUGACGAAUCGGUCGUCGCCGGCGGCCCAAGGCAGUGCGACGAUCGCCGAGAUGAGCGACGAGUGGAUCUCGGGGGACAGGAGCGAGACGUGUGCCGUCAACGCGCGGAGAAGGGGAAGGAUGGGCGCGAGCGGCACCGUCGUCUGCAGCGCAGUGGGCAGGAAGUGCGCCAGCAGGUCGUUGUAGUUUGCCAUGUUGCCGUCUGCCGACUCCUUGAGGGCUCGGGGGACGAACACGCCGAUGAGCUGGCGCUGGAAGGCCUCGCGGUCCUUUGCGUCGGCGGCGGUGCGUCCUGCCUCGCUGACAGACUUGGUGCGGCGGUUGGCGCGGAGCGAGUUUGUUCUCGGAUCCGAGCUGUCCGUCGACUCGCGGGGCCGCUUCUUGCCCGUGAGCGACGAUGCGCGGGGGGUGGCGAGGGCGAACGCGUCGCGGGACAUGGCUGGCGGCACGGGCGAGGCUAUUGGUGGUGGAGGGAGGUUGUUGCGGUGCUGCUGUCGCUUUUGGGAUAGCGGCGAGGGCGAGGCUGGUGGCUGUGGGUGGCGCGGUGUCCUGGCCGUGUGCUGUGAUGACCAGGAGGAGAAGGCUAGUGGUGGAGGCAUGGAUGGAUACGCGUGUAGUCCUUUCCCCCUGGGGAUGGGUGGGGGGCGAGACUCGGCGAGGGAUGCGCGCCGGUUCUUGUUGCUUUGCUGUUGCGGAUGCGGGGUGGAAGUCGAGGAAAGUGAUGAG